This is a messenger RNA of Prorocentrum cordatum, 546 nucleotides long. NCBI's taxonomy places the organism in Eukaryota, Dinophyceae, Prorocentrales, Prorocentraceae. The record is from the annotation of a GenBank genome assembly.
AUGCACUUCGACGCGGUUCUGUCUCCGUGCGUCAUGAACAGGACCUUCGAGGUGAACAAGCUCGGGGUCUUCAACUUCAAGAAGCUGUACAUGACCAGCGUCGAGUUUUUCGAGGGCUGCAAUUGCUACAACGAAACGGAGGGCAAGUGCAAACCCAAGAAGAAGUGUCAUUGGCACCACUGGCAUAACUAUCACAAGGUAGAGUGGUCGACCGCGCUGGCGCAAGUUCAUGAGGCGUUUCCAGCGACGACCUUUGACUUCAACGACACGGACAUUUGGAAGAUGGACGACGAUAAUUUUUUACAUUCCUCGCCCUGCAUUUCAACAUUACCUGUUACUGUCCGACAUAUUCGGCGCACGGAGGAAUCUGCACCACGAAAUUGUCGUGUCACACAUCUUGAAGCUUUUGGAGCGAACUUCCAGCGUGGGUAUUCAGGACAUGGCUUGCGUCGGAGGCUGCUGCAAUAUUUUGAUACCUUAUUUCUUGAAGCGGCGCACAUUCAGCUGCGGCCACAAGAUGGAUCUCACCGAGAAUUGGAGCCAUGA